Molecule: messenger RNA, 1757 nt
Organism: Ricinus communis (castor bean)
Lineage: Eukaryota; Viridiplantae; Streptophyta; Magnoliopsida; Malpighiales; Euphorbiaceae
Product: brassinosteroid-related acyltransferase 1
Exons: 3
Coding region: 182-1573 (463 amino acids)
Molecular function (GO): acyltransferase activity, transferring groups other than amino-acyl groups
Source: RefSeq, a predicted model, not a curated record
UAAAUCAUUCCUAAAGCCAUAAACAACAUAAUUCAAUCCAUAAAGAGACACAUUGGCUGGCUCCUAGGAAUCUAAUAGCUCACUUCCUUCUCUCUAUAUCAGAUCUCCAAACCCUUCUCUUCUUUCUUUGUCUUUUAGCUCAAACAAGAAGAACACAAGCUGAUUAACUCUACAUUUUUCCAUGGCCUCCCAACAUGAAAAUCGUAUAGCAACAGUUGCUAUUACAAAAAAAGUUUCUGUAUAUCCAAAAAUCCUUCACCCUCAUAGAAUUCUCAACCUUUCCAACUUGGAUAGGCAGUGUCCUAUGCUCAUGUACCUGGUUUUCUUUUAUAAACCUUCUCAUGUUUAUGACAACUUGUCAUUCGACUCAGUUUUUAGUAGCUUGAAAUCUGGCUUGGAAGAGACCUUGUCGGUUUGGUACCCCGCAGCCGGCAGGUUGAGCUUGAAUCCAAAUGAUGGAAAACUAAACCUUUGCUGCAACAAUGAAGGUGCAAUCCUAACCGAGGCAGUGACACAAAUAAAAAUUUCAGAGCUUGGUGACCUCUCUCAGUAUAGUGAAUUCUUUGAAAAACUGGUUUCUAAACCAGUUUUCAGCAGAAACUUCUCUGAUAUGCCUUUGGUUGUUGCUCAGGUGACAAAAUUUGGUUGUGGAGGCUAUUCGGUGGGUGUAGGCACGAGCCACUCCUUAUUUGAUGGACCAGCCACCUUUGAUUUUCUAUGUGCAUGGGCUUCUAAUUCUGCAAUUAUGAAAGCAAAGGGUAGUAAUCCUGCGCUACAAAAACCAGUUCUUGAGAGAGGGCCAUUACUACUAGUGGGUAACUCUCAUGCUCAAAAGGCUAAGAUGAGAGCUGCAGCUAUAGAUCAUCUUUAUCAGUUGAUACAACAAGUUGUUGUUGCUGAUCAGAAUCUGGUUACAGAUCAAGGGCGGUUUGGAGAUCAAAACCCAUAUGUUCUAAAGACUUUUCAUCUGAGUGGUGCAAUGAUUGAAAACUUGAAGAUGAAAAUAUUGGGUGCUAAGAGAGGCAGCUUCUCAUGUACAUCCUUCGAGGCUGUCACUGCUCACCUAUGGAAGGCCAGGACAAAGGCUGUAGGAGUAAAGAAAGAAAGAAUGGUGUGCCUGCAAUUUUCCAUGGAUAUAAGGAAUAAGAUGGUGCCCUCACUGCCUAAAGGUUUCAGCGGCAAUGCUUAUGUUCUGGUAUCGGUUACCUUAAGAGCCGGAGAAUUGGAAGAAGGAAGCCAUGAAGCCAUAAUAGAGAAGAUAAAACAAGCCAAGAACACUGUUAAUGGAGACUAUGUGAAUGCAUAUACGGAGGCACUAGAUCAAGGACCAAAAGGCACUCUGCCUCCCCUGAAGGAGCUAACAUUAGUCUCAGACUGGACAAGGAUGCCAUUCCACAAGGUUGAUUUUCUACAUGGAGAUGCAGCCUAUGCAUCUCCUCUUGUCUCUCCAAUUCCUCAGGUUGCUUAUUUUAUGCAGAAUCCAAUUGAUUUCAGGGGCAUUGAUGUGAGGAUUGGUUUGCCUCCACAGGCUCUCGAUGCUUUCUCUCACUGUUUCCUCAUGAAUGUGCUAUGAGCCUUAAUAAUCUUGAGUACCAUGUCAGUGUGACUUUUCUUUUUCUGUCUAAGAUGAACUUUAGGAGGCCGUGAGAAGACCAUAAAGAAAACAAAAAAGUGAUUUUAUGGUAAUGAUGUCUCAUAUUGUAUCAAUAAUUGUAUUUGGUUGUGUAAGAGAGAGUUUUUAGAUGCAUGACAGACAA